AUGACGACCAACGUAGCUCUCGAGACCUCCAUGGGCACGAUAACAGUCGAACUCUACACCAACCACGCGCCACGCACCUGCACGAACUUCCGCACGCUCUGCCAGCGCGGCUACUACGACAACGUGAUCUUCCACCGCGUGAUCGCGAACUUCAUGGCGCAGACGGGGGACCCGACGGGCACGGGCCGCGGGGGAACCUCCAUCUACGGCGACAAGUUCGCCGACGAGAUCGCGCCCGACCUGCGGCACACGGGCGCCGGCGUCCUCAGCAUGGCCAACGCGGGAAAGGACACCAACGGCUCCCAGUUUUUUUUGACUCUGGCCCCGACCCCCUGGCUCGACGGCAAGCACACCAUCUUCGGCCGCGUCAAGAGCGGCUUGAGCGUGCUGAAGCGCAUGGGCAUGGUGAAGACGGAUGCGGACGAUAGGCCCGUUGAAGAGGUUAAAAUUAUCAAGGCGAGGGUUCUUGAUGACGAGGAGGUAGUCUAA
Messenger RNA from Annulohypoxylon truncatum, 489 nucleotides. RefSeq names its product peptidyl-prolyl cis-trans isomerase-like 1. Gene Ontology annotation, molecular function: peptidyl-prolyl cis-trans isomerase activity. Gene Ontology annotation, biological process: protein folding; protein peptidyl-prolyl isomerization. The transcript is spliced from 2 exons. Lineage: Eukaryota; Fungi; Ascomycota; Sordariomycetes; Xylariales; Hypoxylaceae. Gene Ontology annotation, cellular component: catalytic step 2 spliceosome. The record is from RefSeq and is a predicted model, not a curated record. The coding region runs from base 1 to 489 and encodes 162 amino acids.